AUGUCCGGAGAUUUACAAGUAACUUUUGACCCGGAAAAAAAGCAAUUUUUGGCUUAUCAAGUUCACCAAAUCGUUGACCAAAUUAAUAAUCCGGAUAAGGAAAUUUUGAACGAUAACCAAUUGCUUCACGACGAAAAAAAUUUCCGCCAAGGAGAACACCUAUUCCAACCCUUAGACCUCAAAAAAAUAAUUAAUUAUGAAGAAAUUUUAGCCCAUUUUCGGCUUUCCUUACAAAAUAGUCGAAAUGAAUGGUUAUCCCGAGAAAACCCUCGUUUAGGUCAGUCCCAGAGGUUUUUGGUGCAAGAAACCGCCGUCGCAGGCAAGUACCCGGUUAUUUUAGCUCGCCGUAGCGAGGACUUUUUACGAAAAUUACUGGAAAUUGAAAUUCCCGGAAUUGCCCAAAAAAAAAUAAUGAUUCAGGAUAUUUUACGUUCACCCGGAGUGAUUAGCAAGGUACUAAUAAACAGUAAAUUCCCUAUGAAUAACUUAUUAGGAGCCUGCUUGGGAGAAAAGGGAAUUAGAGCCCAAAUUAUUGAAAAAGAAAUGAAUCCCGAAAGAAUUCAUUUA
Molecule: messenger RNA, 567 nt
Organism: Funneliformis geosporum
Lineage: Eukaryota; Fungi; Glomeromycota; Glomeromycetes; Glomerales; Glomeraceae
Source: the annotation of a GenBank genome assembly